AUGCCCCCAAUUCGCAAUAAAAAGUCAAAAUAUUUGAUUGAGCAAGAAGGCCGAAUCUUAUUAGCUAUUUCCGAUUUUCAAAAUGGCAAAAUCUCCACUAUUGCAGAAGUUGCUAGGAUUUACAAUAUUCCACGUACAACUCUCCGGAAUCGAUUACAAGGCAUUCAACAAAGAUCUCUUGUACGCGCCAACAACCAUAAAUUGACUCAAUCUGAAGAGGAAUCGCUUGUCAAAUGGGUGCUUGAUUUAGAUCGACGUGGAUUACCCCCCCGGCAUUCUCUUGUACGAGAAAUGGCUAACUACAUACUUUUACAACGUGGCAAUCAACAAGUUGGUGAGAAUUGGGUUACUAACUUGAUUAAACGCCGUCCGGAGAUUGAGUCAAAGUUCUCACGAAAAUAUAACUACGAGCGUGCUAAAUGCGAAGAUCCGAAGAUAAUUCAAGGACAUUUUGACCGCGUACGAGAUAUGAUAUCUGAGUACGGCAUCUUACCAGAAGAUAUCUAUAAUUUUGAUGAGACGGGCUUUGCUAUGGGACUCUGCGCAACUGCAAAGGUUAUUACUGGAAGCGAUCGAUAUGCUCGGCCAAAGCUUCUACAGCCUGGGAAUCGAGAAUGGGUGACUGCAAUUGAGGCAAUAAAUUCAACCGGAUGGGCUCUGCCUUCGUACGUAAUUUUCAAAGCAAAGAAAAACGUACGAUUAGGCUGGUUUGAUGAGCUUCCGGAUGAUUGGAGAAUCAAUAUUAGCGACAAUGGCUGGACUACAGAUCAGAUAGGAUUAGAAUGGCUUAAAACCCAUUUUAUUCCUCUUACUAGAGAUCGUACAUUGGGAACAUAUAUUAUGUUGAUUCUUGAUGGCCAUGGAAGCCAUUUGACUGCAGAAUUUGAUCGUACAUGUACGGAACAUAAGAUUAUUCCUCCUCUUGAUGUUGGCUGUUUUGCAGUUUUAAAGCGACAUUAUGGGCAGCUGGUUGAACAACGAAUGAGGCUUGGUUUCAAUCAUAUCGACAAAAUCGACUAUUUAACAGCCUUUCCAAGCGCUCGUAUGAUGGCAUAUAAAGCUCAAACUAUCCGGAAUAGCUUCGCAGCCACUGGAUUAGUGCCUUUUAAUCCAGAUCGAGUUCUUCAACAUCUCAAUAUUCAAUUGAAGACUCCAACCCCCCCUCCAAGUCGAUCAAGCAAUACAGCAUCAUCCUGCUUACAAACACCUCAAAAUAUACGCCAAUUUGUACGCCAGUCAACUACAAUUAAUAAACAUAUAGAUGAGCGUACAGGAAAUCAGAAUCAAGAAAUCAAUCAGGCAGUUAUACGGUUGUCAAAAGCCUACGAAAUACUAGCGAAUGAUGCUUUACUCGUACGGAAAGAAAACCGUGAUUUACGAGCUGCGCAUGAAAAAGAAAAGCAGAAGCGCAAGAAAUCUAAUAAACAGAUAUCUAUUGAGCAAGGAAUUACUAGAGAGGAAGCUCAGGCGCUCGUACAAGGUCAGGUUGAGGCAUCUCAAGCCGUUACUACUACUACAGCUGAGCCGGAGCUCCCAGCUCUUCAAGCAGCCGUACGCCGCCAAUAUCGCUGCAGUGGUUGUAACGUUAUGGGGCAUAGAAUAAAUCAAUGUCCUAGUCGAACUAGUAGUUAG
Messenger RNA from Talaromyces stipitatus ATCC 10500, 1632 nucleotides. RefSeq lists its product as uncharacterized. The transcript is spliced from 2 exons. Gene Ontology annotation, cellular component: nucleus. Bases 1 to 1632 code for a protein of 543 amino acids. The record is from RefSeq and is a predicted model, not a curated record. Lineage: Eukaryota; Fungi; Ascomycota; Eurotiomycetes; Eurotiales; Trichocomaceae. Gene Ontology annotation, molecular function: DNA binding.